AAGGGCGGUGACUUCUGGUGCAUGCGAGCAGAAAUCGGGAGGAAGAUGGUGUACACAAGACUGCUUUGAGUGCCUUGUCUUUGUAUGUGACCGUUUUCAAUACACUGUUCCGUCAUCCCUGGAGAAAAAAAAAAAAGUAGUAAUCUCACAUUCUGAAUAGCUUGUUUAAGCCGUCGGGCAGGAAAAAUAUGGGGAAUUGCCACACGGUAGGACCAAACGAAGCCUUGGUGGUGUCAGGUGGCUGCUGUGGCUCUGAUGAGAAGAGCUAUACAGUGGGCGGCUGGGCCUGGGCAUGGUGGCUUAUCACCGAUAUACAGAAACUCUCUCUGGAGAUAAUGACCAUCCUCUGUCGCUGUGAGAAUAUCGAAACUUCGGAGGGUGUCCCCUUGGAUGUGACAGGGGUCGCUCAGGAUAACCCUUGAGAUUAUGACCCUGCAACCCAAGUGUGAGGAUGUAGAGACAGCGGAGGGGGUAGCUCUUACUGUCACAGGUGUGGCACAGGUGAAGGUCAUGACUGACAAUGAGCUGCUGGGUUAUGCCUGUGAACAGUUCCUGGGCAAGACCGUGGCAGAUAUUAAAAGUGUCAUUCUGCAGACGCUGGAAGGUCACCUGCGCUCUAUUCUGGGGACUCUGACGGUGGAGCAGAUCUACCAGGAUAGGGAUCAGUUUGCCAAGCUGGUGAGGGAGGUGGCGGCACCUGAUGUGGGCAGGAUGGGCAUUGAGAUCCUAAGCUUUACUAUCAAGGAUGUGUAUGAUAAGGUGGACUAUUUGAGUUCCUUGGGGAAAUCCCAGACUGCUGCUGUUCAGAGAGAUGCUGACAUUGGUGUGGCUGAAGCAGAGAGAGACGCUGGAAUCAGGGAAGCAGAAUGUAAGAAGGAGAUGAUGGAUGUUAAAUUCCAAGCCGAUACAAGAAUGGCAAACUCAAAGAGAGAGCUGGAGAUGCAGAAGGCUGCUUUCAAUCAAGAAGUGAACACAAAGAAAGCUGAGUCACAAUUGGCCUAUGAGCUUCAGGCAGCCAAGGAGCAGCAGAAGAUCAGACUGGAGGAGAUUGAGAUCGAGGUAGUUCAGAGGAAGAAGCAGAUCACCAUUGAGGAGAAAGAGAUCCUCAGGACAGAUAAAGAGCUGAUCGCCACCGUGAGGAGACCAGCUGAGGCUGAAGCCUACAAGAUGCAGCAGCUCGCAGAGGCACAGAAGAUAAAGAAGGUGUUGACGGCACAGGCUGAAGCGGAGAAGAUCAAGCGUAUUGGAGAAGCAGAGGCCGGCUCCAUUGAGGCUGUGGGUAAAGCCGAAGCAGAGAAGAUGAGGCUCAAAGCUGAGGCCUAUCAGCAGUAUGGAGAAGCUGCAAAGACUGCCCUCGUCCUGGAGGCUCUGCCAAAGAUUGCUGAAAAGGUGGCAGCACCCUUAGGUCGUACCAAUGAGAUAGUGAUCCUGAGCGGCGACGGUGGCCGUGUUACUGGGGAAGUGAAUCGUCUGUUGGCUGAACUACCUGUUUCUGUAAACGCCCUCACGGGGGUGGAUCUGUCCAAGAUCCCUUUGCUUCAGAAAAUGAUCAAUCCUCAAGCUUGAACACGCCUUUCUGACACGCCCACAUUGAUUGCCUUGAAAAGAAACACGAGCUGUUUUCUUUUUACAGAAAUGAGGAUUUUUUUUUUUUUUUUUUGACCCCUGGUGCCUUACCUCUGCAGGACCAGAAUCUCUGCAUGUGCUCUUGUUUUCGUCACUUUUUGCCUCUUUUGUUGAAACAACAUACCUCAAUUAUAGUUAUUUUGUUAAUCGCAGAACUGUUUCAUAAAAUUAACUAGUGGGCAGCUGCAGAUGUGUGUGUAUGUAGUGAUUUAGAAGAUAAGGAAGUAUUUCCAUUUGAAUGGGUAGCUAAGGUUAUAUUCACAGUUAUGUUUAUGCGAUGUACUGUAUGAAGAUAUAUAGAAGUAUAGUGUAGAAAAGCCAUUUAUUGGAUUGAUCAACUAGGCCUUUGAAAUCAUUGUGAAGACAUUUCUGUUCAGGUCAAAUAGUGACACAGUAGUGAGGAGAACUGACUUUUAGUUUAUCUAACCAAUGCAUUUAGACAUGGGUUCAUUUGUAAACAUCUUUUUGUAUAGUUCAAACAGGAAGCACUAUAAUAAUUUUUUAAAGUAGGAUAAACUAUUUUAAAAAAAUUAACUUUGCUUUUAGGGUUGGAGGUCGAAUCACCCGUUCACUGUGCAGUGGUUCAUCUAAAACUUCGCCAUGUGAUUCAUAAUCAUAUCUUUAUGUAAGUUCUUUGAGAAUGUUUUGCCUAUUUUUGAAUAAUAAGUAGUGGUCCAAAUGCAUUUUUACCGAGACACCAAGCAAAGGCCAAACCAUGCUGAGUUUAGCAGGAUUUUAAAAAGUAUCCUUAUUUUUUCAUUGCAGAAAACCUCCGAUAUAAUUUACUUAAGCAAAUGUUUAUGCAGAUGAUAAAGCUUUGGUCCUCUUCCAUUAGCUGCAAGCAAGAUUUUAUGACUGCAGCCAAACUGACAGUACAGAACCUAGUGCACUCUUUUGUCUACUGUUAAAUCUACACAUUUGGAGAUUGAUACUGUGCAUUUUAAGUUGAACUUCUACCAUGUUCAUAGCUCUUGCCUUACAGAGUUUUUUUCCAUAUUGAAUAACUUCAGUUAUUUUUUAAUUCAUUGAUGUAGCUUGAUUAUAACAGGUCUUCUUCCUCUUUUUUUUAUGUUUUAACAGUGAUGUUUUAAAUAAUGUCAAAUGUAUUCUUUGUUCCUAAAGUGCUAAUUAUCAUCAUCCAGAUAAUGUGAGAGCUCUGUCAGGUUAACUCUGCUUCAGCAAAAUAUUAUCAUUUUUUUCAUUGAGAGUGACUAUAUUUAAUGUUUUGUUGUCUUCUGAUUCUCAGCUUGCUAUUGUGUUAUGAAAAUACAAAUCAAUUUGCCAAGCAUCAGUAAGUCAAACAGUAUAUCCGCAUUUAUUUUACAUUGCUGCUGAAUCAUAAAUGAUUGGGUCUUUUGCUCAUUGGUAAUCAGAUGCCAAAUAUAAGGUUUUUUUUUGUUGUUUUUGUUUUUUUACAGUAAGAAUAUUCUGUUUGUCAGAAACAAGUUCAUUAAAACUGAUGUUCAAUUUUCAUUUCAUUCAUUUUCAUUCAAUUUUCAGUGUUUGUUAUUUUACAUCAAUAUCUGUUUCAGCUGGGAAAAGGGAACUGUGCUUUAAAAAUGUAGCCAUUGUUUAUAAGAUGUUGCGCACGUUUAAAAUCAACUUCAGGCUUUGAAUACUUUUCUAUGCUUAAUCUAAACUAACGAGAGCUGUUGUUUCUGAGCUGAGUGUGUUUGUUCUAGAGUUGUGUGAUUUUUCCAUCACUAACAAUCACAUACUGAGAAUGUGUUACAUAGCAGUGCAUAUAGUUAAUGCCUAUAACUUGUUGUAGAGUAAAUAUACAAUAAAUGUAUCUAAUAAGAAAUCUGUUUCUGAUCACAGUCAAUAAAUUCAUCUUGAUUUGUUUUA
Cyprinus carpio (common carp) is the source of this 3474-nucleotide messenger RNA. Its product is annotated as flotillin-2a. The record is from RefSeq and is a predicted model, not a curated record. Lineage: Eukaryota; Metazoa; Chordata; Actinopteri; Cypriniformes; Cyprinidae. Gene Ontology annotation, biological process: regulation of myoblast differentiation; protein localization to plasma membrane. Gene Ontology annotation, cellular component: plasma membrane.